AGGGUUUGGUAAUGUUAGAUCAUGAAGGGUAUCGUGGCUAAUCCGAAAGAAGCAAUCUCGAAUACGCACGUCUCUUUUAGGUUAGACUGUCGUAUUCACGGCAUCAACUUCGUUGCUUUGACUUGGUGGGACUUGGCCGAACCAUGGCAUAUAAGAACUCCAAGGGACACAUGUAAUAUGCUUCUCAGAACACUCAAAAUAAAAAUCAACCGCGCAAUUUCCUUCCUGUUCUCUUUCUCUCGAGUUCACAAUGAGUCAAAAGCAUCAACCAAUACCCAACGGUCCGCCUCCGCCAUACCCACAGGAGCACCAAAGUGACCAACUUGAAGCACCUGCGACCCAAGUCCCCCAACCCAGAAGCAGCAACUGGGAGAAUGGCAUUUGCUCUUGUUUCUCUCAAUGCGAUACAUGCUUGAUGAGCUGCUGCCUUCCAUGCAUCACGUAUGGCAAGACGCAGACCCGAAUGCGGGAUCCUUCCCUGCGGAGCUACAGUGCUCUCAAUGGUGACUGCCUCAUCUUUGGACUUCUAAGCUUGGGAGCCCUGAACUGGAUUAUCCAAACAUCGACACGGGCACAAAUGCGCAGAAACUUUAGCAUCGAAGGCUCGUGCUGCGGAGACUGCUUGACUGUUUUCUUCUGCCCUUGCUGCGCCGUUGGACAGGAAGAAAUGGAAGCGCAGACUCGGCUGCAAGGCGACCAGACCGGUUACCGCAUGUCGGAAGGAAUGAACUAUCCCUCAUAGAUG
Emericellopsis atlantica is the source of this 745-nucleotide messenger RNA. Its product is annotated as PLAC8 family-domain-containing protein. The record is from RefSeq and is a predicted model, not a curated record. Bases 251 to 742 code for a protein of 163 amino acids. The transcript is spliced from 3 exons. NCBI's taxonomy places the organism in Eukaryota, Fungi, Ascomycota, Sordariomycetes, Hypocreales, Bionectriaceae.